Molecule: messenger RNA, 3505 nt
Organism: Amoebophrya sp. A25
Lineage: Eukaryota; Dinophyceae; Syndiniales; Amoebophryaceae
Source: the annotation of a GenBank genome assembly
AGAGAGAAUGCGUAGCAAUUUGUUAGCAGUGUGUGGUUAUUGCAGACUCCCCGAUAUCACAAUUGAUGACAUAAGUCAUCACUACUUUAACUAAAGGAACAAAAACAAGAUGUCGGGAGAAAAUGCAGACUUCGCUAUCCUCACGCUACCUGACGGCCGCACGCACAAUAUCCGAACCUACAAAGGCACAGCGGGCGAGGAGAUUUUUCUUGAUAUCCGCGACUUACAAGCAAAAUGCAAUGCCUUCACCUACGAUCCUGGCUUUGGGUGUACGGCCUCAUGUUCGAGUUCCAUCACUUUCAUCGACGGCGGCAAAGGAAUCUGCCUUUAUCGCGGUAUUCCGAUCGAAGAUCUAUGCGAAAACAGCAGCUUUCUUGAGGUUUCAUUUGGAUGUUACCAAGAUGUUAGCACUACGUUGUACAAGUGUUCCUAGACCAGUGAAGCUUUUCGCACGGAAACUUUUGUGUACAAUGUACCCGUUAUUCUUGUUCAGGAUCCUUCGCCAUACCAGUGUUUCUUCCUGACUCUGUCAUGAGGUUUCGUAUCUCCUGAUGACGGGGGAGCUGCCGACUGCGAGGGAGCUGGAGCUGUUCUCCCAUGAAAUUAAGCAGAAUCUUCUUGUGCACGAAAAGCUGAAGAAGAUGUUUGAAAAUUUUCGCAUGGACGCUCAUCCCAUGGCAAUCAUGGUCGCGGUGACUGGAGCACUUAGCGCAUUUUUUUCGGAACUAGAUUUACGGGCAGCUUUUAUCCAUCUUUCUCGGCAUCUCGAUGCCCGUCCCCCUUGUAUUUUAUGGAAAAGGGGCCGAGAUAAGUGAACCGAGAAGCAUUCUAGUACACGCUAAUAGAUCAGACCGACACAACCUUUCGCUGGCUAGCAGCGGUUCGCAUGGUUGCGAAAUUCCCGACUCUCGCAGCGUUGGCCUACAAGACGCAUUUGGGCGAGCCACCUGUUUGGCCACAAGUAGAAGUUUUUCCAUCAAGUGGUGUGUCGUGCCAUGAUUUUCCAUUCAAGUGGAGUAUUUGUGUGCCUUCAAGUGGAAGUUUUUGGUCAAAUGUAGAAGUACAUUGGGAGCAGUGCUGUAGCGAUUGUCUCCAUGUAGUUCUUCAUGAGACGACAGAAAAACUUCUGGAUAUUGGCCGUGUCUCCUAAGACAAGUUGCAUACUUCUAUUUUAUGUGAAUUAUUUUCGUUUUCCAUUUUCCGCAGGUGCACGUGCAGUGCAUACUCUUUCUCCCAUCGCUCAGGCCAAAUUGAGUUUCGCGGAGAAUUUUUUGCAUAUGAUGUUUUCGACGCCAUUGGAAGAGUACAAGGUGAAUCCGUUUCAUGCAAGAGCUAUCGACGCUUUUUUGAUUCUACACGCGGACCACGAACAAAACGCGUCGACUUCGACUGUCCGCAUCGCCGGGUCCAGUCAGGCGAACCCUUACGCGUGCAUUGCUGCAGGGAUCGCGUCUUUGUGGGGCCCAGCGCAUGGUGGAGCCAAUGAGGCGGUCAUUAAAAUGCUCGAAGAGAUCGGACACAAAGAGGAGAUCCCAGAAUUCUUGGAGAAAGUACUAACCAGAUGACGUUUUUUCUUUUUCCACAUCCGUUCCCUCGAAGGACCUUUUCCGAGAAAGAAUAUCAAUAUGAAUGUAGUUACUGUGUUUAUUCAAGAAUAAAGUACUUAGAUAUCUUCUUUACUAUUCCAGUCAAUUUUGAUCUGACAACCUUACUCGUCAUUGUCUUUGAUGAGGUUAAACGCAAAGAGACGCGGCUCAUGGGGUUCGGACACCGCGUUUACAAGAAUUUCGACCCCCGAGCGAAGCAAAUGAAGAAGCUGGCGCACCAGAUCCUGAACGAUCUGGAAGUGGCGGACCCAAGCCUCGAACUUGCCAUGGAUCUCGAAAGAAUCGCCUUGGAAGAUGAAUAUUUCACGAAGCGGAAACUCUACCCGAACGUCGACUUUUAUUCUGGCAUCAUUUUAAGGGCGAUUGGUACCUACUGGAAUUAAAAUUUUGGAUUCAUAUUCCCUUCAACCAAUGUAAGCAUCAAUGCAUGUGAAACUUGAAAUCUGUACUCAGAAGGCGAAAAAAUAUUGGAUUCUUAUCGUCUGAAUCAAACUGGAACUCAAGGUAUUCCCACGAAUAUGUUUACGGUGAUGUUUGCGAUGGCGCGCUGUGUCGGGUGGUGUUCACAUUGGUUGGAAAUGCAUUUGGAGGAUCAAAUGCGAAUCGGCCGUCCGCGGCAGCUCUAUGUCGGCUCGACGCGACGGCCAUUCAUUCCGAUCUCUCAACGGGGUGAGCGAGGUGGGUCGAGUCAGUCUACGGAUUUGGCAGAAAUAGAGAUUGUAGGAGGAGAUGAGCGCCGUCACCGUUCUGUGAAGGGGACGAUUGCAGAUGAAGAGCGUUUGCCACGAAGCUCCCAGCUCUUGGCCGCUCCGCAACGGCAAUUGUUCGCCCGGUCGGCAUCGGCAAGUCGGAUUUUUGUAACGGGACGGACUUCCGUUUUGCCGGCGCCAUUGGAGGCGCAUUCGCAGUCCAAAGGCAGAGUUUCCCAUUUUAUCCAGGGCUUGGCGGCGAAGACCAACACCAGCUUCCAGAUGUCAGUGCCCGACGACGAGGGACCAAGCAAGCGCAUGGUUACGCCUAAGAUGGCGCAGAACCUCCUGCCGAGCCAGUAAUAUAAAAAGGGAGGCUGUCACUCAUUGUCAUAGAGCACAUAUUGCAGGUCGCGUCACGACAGUUUAUUUCUGAACACAUGCAAUUAUUGAGACUUGUUAAAGCGAUUCUUACAUGUUGUCAUACACGAUAUUUCGACCACACACAUAGCGCGCUUAUCCCUAGAAUAUAUGCUUCUACUCGGUUCAGCAUCAUGAUUCAUUUUCUAAUCCUAGCUGUCUCAUAGAGUUGUCUGUCCUUCAUUGAUCUGUCCUCUACAUGAAUAGCCAAAUUGUACAAGUAGGAAGACUAGGCACGACCUGGGCUGCAGGCCAGAUUUUGAUUGUUCUAAAUCAUCUUGAUAAUUCUCGUGGAAUAUAGCUUUUAUAGACUUGCAUAGUCUCUGUGUACGACGCAGAAGCAAAAUAUCCCUAAAGCUGUUGUAGAAUAAUGUAAGACCAAAGAUACUAUGUCGAAAUAUAGUACCACCUAGAGUUGCGCAGAAGAAGUUUCAUUUGCUACCUAGGCACAUCAUCACUAUCAUCACCAUAAUGGCAAUGAAUUUUUCAUAUGAAGAAUCGUAAGGAAAUGUUGGGAACCGUGACUGUGCCUAACCUCUACUCAUUCAGCUUGUGCUUGUAAUCUCUGUCUUCAAAGAUUCUCGCACAUUGGAAAAGGACCACCGAAAAUUUGAAGGACUCAUCGUGCUCCAGCCCUUGGUGAUUGGAAAAGCAAACACGCACAUACUUGGAUGAAACAGGCGUCUCUAAUGGCUUCAAGGUCAGUACGCCACUGAUGCUUGGCUGGUUGGAGGAAAACCAUGGUAUUCUGAGCACAUCCGUUGUCCGGAGGCACGAAGAAGUAUCCGG